This is a messenger RNA of Jaminaea rosea, 1725 nucleotides long. Its product is annotated as farnesyl-diphosphate farnesyltransferase. The transcript has 2 exons. The coding region runs from base 1 to 1725 and encodes 574 amino acids. Lineage: Eukaryota; Fungi; Basidiomycota; Exobasidiomycetes; Microstromatales. Gene Ontology annotation, biological process: farnesyl diphosphate metabolic process; ergosterol biosynthetic process. The record is from RefSeq and is a predicted model, not a curated record. Gene Ontology annotation, cellular component: endoplasmic reticulum membrane. Gene Ontology annotation, molecular function: squalene synthase [NAD(P)H] activity.
AUGGGUGCCCUUGACAUCCUCGUCCUCGCCGUGACGCACCCGACCGAGGUCCGCUCCCUCGUCAGCUACAAGGUAUGGCGCGACCCCUUGAACGACAUCAAGUCGAAUCCAGAAGAGAGCGGCUGGAAUCGCCAGACGAUGAAGGACUGCUGGGGAUUCCUCGACUUGACUUCGCGAUCAUUCGCUGCCGUCAUCAAGGAGCUCAAGGGAGAGCUCAGCAGGGUCAUCUGCUUGUUCUACUUGGCUCUUCGCGCACUGGACACCAUCGAGGAUGACAUGACCAUCCCUCCUGCUCAGAAGGUGCCCCUCCUCGUCGACUUCUACAAGCGCCUCGAUCAGCAAGGGUGGACAUUCAAUGGCAGUGGACCAGACGAGAAGGACCGUCAACUCCUCGUCGAAUUCGACAAGGUCAUUGCUGAAUUCCAACUCCUCUCUCCAGGCUACAAGACGGUCAUUGCCGAUAUCACCGCCAAGAUGGGCGCAGGCAUGGCAUCCUACAUCGAAGCCUCGUCGAAGUCUCCUCUGAGCGUCAACAGCUUUGAAGAUUGGGACCUUUACUGUCACUUUGUCGCUGGUAUCGUCGGUGAAGGUCUGUCCCGCCUCUUUGCCGAGUCAGGCAUCGAGCGUCCCUGGCUGGGCGAUCAGUUGCAGCUCAGCAACCACAUGGGCCUCUUCCUUCAAAAGGUCAACAUCAUCCGCGACUAUGCCGAAGAUUCGGAGCAGGAGCGCUUCUUUUGGCCAAAGGAGUGCUGGGCCGCUCACGGAUUCUCGAGCCAACCAGAUGUGGCCAAGGGGAUUGUGGAGACGGCGCCUGGGAGCAAGAAGUUCAGGCCCCAGGGCGAGGCGGGAAAGAGGGGAAUGGCAGUCUUGUCCUCGAUGUUGCUCAACACGAUGCGUCACUCGACACGAGCUUUGGACUACCUGACCUUGUUGAGAGAGCAGAGUGUGUUCAACUUCUGUGCCAUUCCGCAGGUUAUGGCCAUUGCCACCAUCGAGCUCAUGGUCAACAACCCCAACGUGCUGCGACGCAAUGUAAAGAUCAGGAAGAGUCAGGCCGUGCAGCUCAUCCUCAAGGCGACGAACCCGAGGGAUGUCGCCUACCUUUUCCACGAAUACGCCCGCAAAAUCCACGCCAAGAUCCCCAUCGACGACUUCAAUUACAUUGCCUGGCAAGUGGAGCUGGGACGCAUCGAAUCGUGGUGCGAGCACUUCUAUCCCUCCUGGAUCACCCCAGGCGGCGGCGAGCCCCCCAAGGGAACCGUCUCUGCCUCGGGACCCGACAUGCGCAAGGCAGCUCUUGAACGCUACGCUGCCACCCGCCAUUCACUCGCAAUCGACGAAGCCAAGAAGCGUGGCGUCGACCUCUUUGGCACUCGCGAAGGCCGCAAGCAGCUCGCUGCGGACGGCAAGGGCGGUCGAUUGGACCCGCGAAGGGCCACUAUGACGGAGGCACAGAUCGCGGCGCAGGACAAGGCUGAUCGGGAUGAGAUGCUCAAGUUUUUCAUCAUCAUCAUGAUCGCCAUCUCGGUCGUCAUGGGGCUGGCAGGGUUGGUUGCUUGGUACAUUGCAUGGUAUUGGACCAAUCCAAGCGAGGUGGAUCCGCUCACCAUUUUUGUGGGCAAAGCUUGGGGUGGGGGCAAGGCGUUGGUGCAGGAGAUGAGUAAGGAUCCUGUGGGAUGGGCCAAAGGCAAGGUGCAAGUGAUCAGGGCCACGUAUGAGCUCUAA